UAUGUAUGUGUAUGUGUGUUUGUAUGUAUGUGUAUGUGUGUAUAUGUGUGUGUGCAUACAUGAAAUAUCUAUAUUUAGGUCCAAAAAAUAGGGCAGUUUGGAGAACAAAGGGGAAUAUAUAAUUUUAAAAGGGAAUAAAACAGCAUACUUGCAUUUCUUGUCAAUGAAGACCAACCCUGGCUGCCUUGUACUUAUUAUUUGUGGUGAAAAAUCAGUGGAGAUUUGCUGCACAUGGCCUCACCAUUCUCUGUGGUGCUCAGCUGAAAGAUGGUUUUUGGAAGGUCAAACAAGUUUGUGCUCCUUUUAGUUGCCAGCUGUAAGGUGAUAAUAAUACGGGAUGCCUAGUUAAAUUUGAAUUUCAGAUGAAUAAUGAAUAAUGGUUUAACAUAUGCUUGUCUCAAAUAUUACAUGGGAUGUGUUUAUACUAAAAUAUUCGUUGUUCAUCUGAAGUUCAAGAUGAAUUGGACAUCCUGUUUUAUCUGGUAAACCUAGCUUUUCUCCAUGUUUUUUCUGCGUUUGAACCUUGUUCACUUUCAUCCAAGGUAAAAGCAAAAUAAGUUAAAGGGAGAGUGUCAAAAUCUGUAGCAAUAGACUGAGACAGUCAUCUUUUCCUGGCAGAUGAGCAGGCUUGGCAGACCUUGUGUAAUAUGUAUUUAAUUUUUUCCACUGGUGCUUGUGGCAAGAUGUUUAGCCCUGGGCUAGGGGAUGGGGUGUUACACCCCUCCCCAAAAUAGUUUGUGUCCUGCACCAUCGUUGCUCACUCACACUUACUCUUCACGGUGAUCUCACUUCAUUUGUCUUGCCAGCAUCUAAUUAUUCAGAAAGAUUCUUACUCAUCCACACAUCUGCACCUCAGUUCUAUUUGCAAUUACCCUUUUAGGAUGCUGCCUGAAUUAGUGUUCAUACACUGCAGAUAACCACUUUUACAUACUUCCUGGGUCAGAUAUAGAAGCAGACACAGUGUUUAUCUAUUGCGUGCUUCACUUAAGUUGUCAACCAUCAUAAGCAUUGUCUUGAGUCAUGUGUAGUGCUUGGAUUCGACAAUUGGCCUAAGGAAUACAUACAUAAUAGAACUUCUCUAUCAACACCUUGCGACACCAGAUCCAGCAAGAGACAGUUCCUGGAAUAUUUUACAAAUUACAUCUGAAAUCUGUACCAUCCAUUAAACUGGCUUAUGUGGCUAGAAUAGGAGGAGAGAAGAAAUAAAAUGUUUACUAAUAUUUUUACUCCCAUGAAAAAUGUCUAAUGUUAAGAAAACUUUAAAUAAACAUGAUUGAUCAAUUAAAAAAACAAAAACAAAAACAACCAUAUACCAGCAAGAGGAAGACUGACUGGGGAAAGAGCUGUUGGUGGUCAUCCUGCCAUCUCUCUUAACAGCAACACUGGUCCCUGGAGCUUCCUGUUCUGUUCCUUUCUGCUUUGUUCUGUUCCAGGCAGUUGGCAGAAUUGCACCGUGAACUCCAGCCUUGUUGCUAUGAAUGUAUUUUUUAUCUGUUUGAUUUGUUUCAACCCAGAGGAAGGAAAUGCCUGUGACUCUUGUUUGCACUUUUGGCUGGUUUUAGGGCACCUGAGGCCAUUCAAAUUACAACUCUGCCCAAAGCAAAAGCUAAAGAAUAUUACUCUUUUCAGGACAGAUGUCCUUAAUGUAAAGUCAGAAAAAACAUCAUAGGAAGCUUUACAGCAGCUAAACUGAAGGCCAUCCAUGGCCUCCCUGUUUCAUUUGAAAGGCUCUGAAGAAUGUGGGCUCUGCAAAGAGAUAAGUAGGGGAGGACCCCCCAAAAAGCAGAGAGGGGCCUCCAGGGCCAUCUUCUCUAUGGCCUGUGAAAACUGAGUCCAGUAUUCCCAAGUUUAUGAUGGAUUCUCAGAUUUCUACCAUUUUCAGCUAAAUUCACUUACAAGAAAGUUUAAAAUCUUGUUUGUAAUGAUCUAUUCACUCAGAAUGAUGAAGUGAGAAAUUUGAUAACUGCUAAUAUCUGGAAUUCUAAGAUAUUUAAAUCUAGUCUGGUUCUAAAAGAGUGUCAAUAAAUAGUAACUACAACACUUUUAUGUUGACAAAUAUGUUUUAUUGGUUAAACUGCAUAAAUACAUAUUUGCUAAGCAUUGGUCUUUCAGUGGUCAUAAUGGAUAUUUUCCUACAAUUUUGAUGUUCUAGGAAGCAAAGAAAUACCACUUGCUGCAAGGCUAUUGCCAUUUGUGAGAAUCUUUCUGCAGCCCUCAAGCCUGGAUACAGAUUUUUCUAAAUGGAAAUCAUUUAUUUGGUCCGAGAGUUCUGGUUGCUGGGCAUCCUCACCAGCGUUUGGCACUGGCAGCCUGCUUUCUUAGGGCAUUGCUGUGGAGUUCUCAGGCGCUGUGGUCUCACCUUCCACUGGGGCAACAAUGGGCCAUUUCCAGCAGGGACGGUGCAGUGUUGGCCUGCAUGCCUGACUGCCACACACCUCCAGAAUCAGGUGUCUGAAAAGUGGCAGUGACGAAAGAAGAGACUCUCCCGGCCGAGGCCCCAUCGCAUGGAGAGAAGGAAGAAAUCAAUUUCCUAAUUGGUACCAUAUACAUCAGAUGGAUGGUUUCUAGUGUGCUUCCAAACCCCACCUCGGCUGAGUGUUGGGCAGCACUUCUACAUGAUCCUAUGACUCUUGAUAUGGACGCAGUCCUGUCAGACUUUGUUCGGUCCACGGGGGCAGAACCUGGUCUGGCCAGAGACCUGCUGGAAGGCAAAAACUGGGACCUGACAGCCGCUCUGAGCGACUAUGAGCAGCUCCGCCAGGUGCACACAGCCAAUCUGCCGCAUGUGUUCAACGAAGGGAGGGGUCCCAAGCAGCCAGAGCGAGAGCCACAGCCCGGGCACAAGGUGGAGCGGCCCUGCCUGCAGAGGCAGGACGACAUUGCCCAAGAAAAGCGACUUUCCCGGGGGAUUUCCCACGCCAGCUCAGCCAUCGUCUCCCUGGCCCGGUCCCACGUGGCGAGUGAAUGCAACAACGAGCAGUUCCCCCUGGAGAUGCCAAUCUACACAUUCCAGUUGCCAGACCUGAGCGUGUACAGCGAGGAUUUCAGGAGCUUCAUCGAGCGGGACUUGAUCGAGCAGGCAACAAUGGUGGCUUUGGAGCAGGCAGGUCGCCUGAACUGGUGGUCCACUGUGUGCACGAGCUGUAAACGGCUUCUUCCUCUGGCCACGACAGGGGAUGGGAACUGCCUUUUACAUGCUGCCUCACUGGGAAUGUGGGGGUUUCAUGACCGGGACCUGGUGUUACGGAAAGCUCUCUACACCAUGAUGAAGACGGGAGCUGAGAGGGAAGCCCUGAAGCGGAGGUGGAGGUGGCAGCAGACGCAGCAGAAUAAGGAGUCAGGGCUGGUGUACACAGAGGAGGAGUGGGAGCGGGAGUGGACGGAGCUGCUGAAGCUGGCCUCCAGCGAGCCGCGCACACACUUCAGCAAGAAUGGCGGCACGGGCGGGGGUGUGGACAACUCUGAGGACCCCGUGUACGAGAGCCUGGAAGAGUUCCACGUUUUUGUCCUAGCCCAUAUAUUAAGAAGGCCCAUCGUCGUUGUGGCAGAUACAAUGUUAAGAGACUCAGGUGGAGAAGCAUUCGCACCCAUCCCAUUUGGAGGGAUCUACCUGCCCUUGGAGGUCCCUCCCAACAGAUGCCACUGCUCGCCUCUGGUUCUGGCCUACGAUCAAGCGCAUUUCUCUGCCCUCGUGUCCAUGGAACAGAGAGACCAGCAAAGAGAACAAGCCGUGAUCCCCCUGACGGAUUCUGAGCACAAGCUGCUGCCUCUGCACUUUGCAGUGGACCCUGGCAAGGACUGGGAGUGGGGGAAAGAUGACAACGAUAACGCCCGGCUGGCCCACCUUAUCCUGUCACUAGAAGCCAAGCUGAACCUUCUGCACAGCUACAUGAACGUGACGUGGAUCCGGAUCCCCUCCGAGACACGGGCGCCCCUGGCACAGCCGGAGUCUCCCACGGCCUCGGCAGGGGAGGACGUGCAGUCCCUGGCCGACUCGCUGGACUCGGACCGCGACUCGGUGUGCAGCAAUUCUAACAGCAAUAACGGCAAGAACGGCAAGGACAAGGAGAAGGAGAAGCAGCGCAAGGAGAAGGACAAGACGCGCGCCGACUCCGUGGCCAACAAGCUGGGCAGCUUCAGCAAGACGCUGGGCAUCAAGCUGAAGAAAAACAUGGGUGGCCUCGGUGGCCUGGUGCACGGCAAGAUGGGCCGCGCCAACUCCGCCAACGGCAAGAACGGGGACUCGGCCGAGCGGGGCAAGGAGAAGAAGGCCAAGUCGCGCAAGGGCAGCAAGGAGGAGUCGGGUGCGUCGGCCAGCACGUCGCCGUCGGAGAAGACCACGCCGUCGCCCACGGACAAGGCGGCGGGCGCGUCGCCGGCAGAGAAGGGCGGUGGGCCGCGGGGCGACGCCUGGAAGUACAGCACGGACGUGAAGCUGAGCCUCAACAUCCUGCGCGCCGCCAUGCAGGGGGAGCGCAAGUUCAUCUUCGCCGGCCUGCUGCUCACCAGCCACCGGCACCAGUUCCACGAGGAGAUGAUCGGCUACUACCUGACCAGCGCGCAGGAGCGCUUCAGUGCCGAGCAGGAGCAGCGGCGCCGCGACGCCGCCACUGCGGCCGCUGCCGCCGCCGCCGCCGCCGCGGCCGCCGCCUCCACGGCCAAGCGGCCGCCGCGCAGACCGGAGACGGAGGGCGCGCCGGUCCCGGAGCGCGCCUCUCCGGGCCCGCCCACGCAGCUGGUGCUCAAGCUCAAGGAGCGGCCGAGCCCCGGGCCCGCGGCAGGGCGGGCGGCGCGGGCGGCGGCGGGCGGCACGGCCUCCCCAGGGGGAGGCGCGCGGCGCGCGGGCGCCAGCGGACCAGUCCCUGGCCGCAGCCCCCCGGCGCCAGCGCGCCAGAGCGUCAUCCACGUGCAGGCGUCGGGCGCGCGGGACGAGGCGUGCGCGCCGGCCGUGGGGGCGCUGCGGCCGUGCGCCACGUACCCGCAGCAGAACCGCUCGCUGUCGUCGCAGAGCUACAGCCCGGCGCGCGCCGCCACCCUGCGCACCGUCAACACGGUCGAGUCGCUGGCGCGCGCGGUGCCUGGGGCCCUACCGGGCGCGGCCGGGGCGGCGGGGGCGGCCGAGCACAAGUCGCAGACCUACACCAACGGCUUCGGCGCCGCGCGCGACGGCCUGGAGUUCGCCGACGCCGACGCGCCGACCGCGCGCUCGAACGGUGAGUGCGGCCGUGGCGGCCCGGGGCCGGCGCAGCGGCGCUGCCAGCGCGAGAACUGUGCGUUCUACGGGCGCGCCGAGACCGAGCACUAUUGCUCCUACUGCUACCGCGAGGAGCUCCGGCGGCGGCGCGAGGCGCGCGGGGCCCGGCCCUGAGCGGCGCGGCGCGGGCAGCGAGGUUCUACCUUCGAGGAUUUCUUUUCCAUUGUGUCGGUGUCUUUUUUACAUGCCCUGGUCCACCGGAAGGCCGGCG
This is a messenger RNA of Nomascus leucogenys (northern white-cheeked gibbon), 5465 nucleotides long. It is a transcript of the gene OTUD7A, whose product is annotated as OTU deubiquitinase 7A. Bases 2558 to 5368 code for a protein of 936 amino acids. Gene Ontology annotation, cellular component: cytoplasm; nucleus. The transcript has 15 exons. Gene Ontology annotation, biological process: protein deubiquitination involved in ubiquitin-dependent protein catabolic process; protein K48-linked deubiquitination; protein K11-linked deubiquitination. The record is from RefSeq and is a predicted model, not a curated record. NCBI's taxonomy places the organism in Eukaryota, Metazoa, Chordata, Mammalia, Primates, Hylobatidae. Gene Ontology annotation, molecular function: K63-linked polyubiquitin modification-dependent protein binding; DNA binding; zinc ion binding.